AUGUCAGAGGAAGUUCCCAAACCUAUGGCUCCUCCAGCUGUUACAGCCCUGCGAGAGGCUGCAGCUGGUGAGCGUCAUCUUGGACCACGCAUACCGAUGGAAAGGUCGGUCAGCCAAGAUAUUCGAGAGGAACGACAAGACCUGAAAGAGGCCGCUGAACACAGCCUUAAUGUGCUCAUGGACUUGGAUCUCGAUGGCAAUGUUCGAUGGGUUAGUCUGAGCUGGGAAGAAGUCAUAGGAACAUCGCCGGAUACUGUAAAGGGAAAGCCUAUCUCGGACAUCCUGGUGGGCAAUAAGACCGCAUUCGCUGAUGCUGUGGAUUCAAUGAAGAAAGAUGACUCUCGAAGUCAUAUCAUUCGCUUUACAAUGCAGAUGGGGCCUUCUUCGGUCCUCAGACCAGAUCCCAAGUCUCCAACGUCGCCAACUAGCGUUGAUCCAGCAACCUCUGAACACGAGGAGACAGAGUACCUGAACCUAGAAGCACAGGGGAUUAUGGUUUACGACUCGACGACAGGAAAUGAAAGUCAUACUAUGUGGAUGAUCAGGCCCUCCGUCGUUCGCGAAGUGACGAUCGAUCUACCCGAAAUACUGGUGGAGUCCUUAGGAAUAGGCGCAGAGAUGCUAGCUCAUUAUCUGACGGGCCUGGCAGAGGCGGGCCCGACCAAUUCGGGGGAGCAUGCCCCUCCAUUGCCUGUCUUAUGUCGAAUCUGUGAACGCCAAAUUACUCCGUGGUGGUUCGAGAAGCAUACCGAACUCUGUCUCCAGGAACAUAAGGCCGAGAUGGAUGUUCAAAUGGCACAAGAGAAUCUUUCAGAACAUCGCAAUGCCAUUGUCAGAGUCUUGGAUGCGUUGGAAACCAGUCACCAACAAGUCACAGCUGCGUCAACGGAAAGCUCAGGGACUUUAUCCACGGUCCCAGAGUACAAGGGCUUGCCUAUACAGCCGUCGUCAACACCUUCAUCUGGUACUGUGUCCGGACGCGCGUCUCCCGCCUCGCCUCCAUCUCGAUCUCAGGACAGGUCUACCGGAUUUGGACAUCACCGAGCACGGUCCUUUGCAGUCCGGAGGCCUAUCGCCAGGAUAGUGGAGCUUGUGCUCGACCUAUGCGACACUGCAAUUGAAAUCAACACACCAGCCAUCAAAGACAAUCGUGGUACCUCGAAUGAGCUACGUACCCAAUCACCACAGUCAGAGAACCGUAUCUCGCAAGUAUUGCAAUGGCAGUCACCCAAUACAGGCUCUUUAGAGCAAGGUCUCGCUCUUCUAUGUGAAGACACUUCAAAGCUCGCUCGAGCUAAAGUUGACAGUGUGUACCGUCAUCGUCGAAUUCUCGAAUAUUCGGAGAGAAUAAGGUGUGAGUUUGACGUACUUGUGCAUGAAUGCAUCGAGGCCGCGAUGCACAAAGCUGCCAAAAUUGCUGCGGGAGAAGAUAGCGAAUCUUCUGAAGAGUCUGCUUCACAGGUAGACGAAGACGAAGACGAAGAUGAGCCGUCUGGAUCCUUGCUGGCUGCACCUGAAGAGAAUGUUCCGGAUGGUGGUAUAUUUCCAGGAUCGUUCGAUGCCCCUUCUUCUAUGGCGCAGGCGUUGCGCAAAGCCUCUGAUGCUCUAGCUGCAAACCCCGAACGUAGAGCACCUUCAACCACAGCCUCUACCAGAUCAAGUAGUCCACAUGGUAGCCAAACGCCUCGAUCGCAUGCCGGUACAACGGGUUUCGUCUCACAGACUAAGCGAGCAUCCAUGCAGUUUGAAAGUGAUGCGGGUGCGGAUAGUGACGCCAGCGUCAGGUCAUCAGCCAAGUCUGCAGCUAGAAGAGGUGACUCUCCUGGUUCCGAAUUGAACCUCAGUCGCGUUGCAAGCUCUCGCGAACGCAAGAGAAAGAGUUUGGUCCUUCCAAGUGUAAUGUCAAGCCGGCAACAGUCUCCCGCGAGAAGCAUGGGUCCACCAUCUUCCCCUCUAAGGACGAAGCCACGCAUACCUAGUGGAGCAGAGCCUUUCCACUCCCCUAUAACAUCCCCUGUUCUGUCCAACAGUGACUUCUCUUCACCGGCCAUUGCUCCGCAGCACAAUCAUCAUCAUCAUCAGCAGCACCACCGACGUCAGUCAUCGGCUGCUGGUUCCGACAUUCUGCGACCUUUGUCACCGCGUAUGGUGCCAACUAGCAAUCCCCAGCCUCGUGCUGUAGCUCCCUCUAUCAGGGAUUUUGAGAUUAUCAAACCUAUUAGCAAAGGCGCAUUCGGGAGUGUCUACUUGGCAAAAAAGAAGUCGACCGGAGAUUACUUUGCAAUCAAGGUUCUCAAAAAGAACGACAUGGUGGCCAAGAAUCAAGUCACCAAUGUAAAAGCUGAGCGCGCAAUCAUGAUGUGGCAAGGUGAAAGCGACUUCGUAGCGAAGCUUUAUUGGACGUUUUCAAGCAAAGACUUCCUGUACCUCGUCAUGGAGUAUCUGAACGGAGGUGACUGCGCAUCGCUUAUCAAAGUUCUAGGAGCUCUGCCGGAAGAUUGGGCGAAGAAGUAUCUUGCAGAAGUUGUCAUGGGAGUGGAACAUCUCCAUAGUCGCAACAUCGUCCAUCGUGACCUGAAACCCGAUAACCUUCUCAUCGAUCAAAAGGGUCAUUUGAAGUUGACAGAUUUUGGACUGUCACGAAUGGGUUUGAUUGGGCGCCAAAAGAAUGCACUGAAUAGAAAGUCAGAUGAAGCAGCUGUGCCUGAUCUCCUCAAACAGGGUCCCUUUCAACGCGCUAAAUCGAUUGGAUCAUCGCGUUCGGCCUCGUUCGACUUUCAAGGCAAUAAUGCCUCUCCAUCUGCCACACCAAGCUUGACACCGGCCCUUACGGGUGACAUCGGUCAGCCAUCGUACUUCAAUCUCAAUCGUGAUAGUUCCCACAACCGCGAAGCCAGGAGAACGUCAGGCAAUCGGAGUGAUAGUGGCGAUACUGAUGUACUGCAGGCCAUGUUUCGUCGCUUCUCUCUCGUAGAAGAGCAGCAAGCCAAUCGUAAAUCACCCAUCGAAGAAGAGAAUCCCAGCGAAGACAGUGGCUCCCCAGAUCCCUAUACACUGCAUCCCAUACUGAGCCAAUCGAGCGCCGCGCAAAACAUGACACCUCCUCAAGUGUCAACCAUGCUACCCCCGCCAACUACCUUGUUUGAUCCUGAAGACAAGAACCGGCGAUUCGUUGGUACACCCGACUAUUUGGCCCCUGAGACCAUUGAAGGUGAUGGUCAAGGAGAAGUAAGUGAUUGGUGGUCCUUGGGAUGCAUCUUGUUCGAGUCCUUGUAUGGUUACCCUCCUUUUCAUGCCGAUACACCCGAGGAAGUGUUCCAAAAUAUAUUGGACCGCAAGAUCGACUGGCCAGACGAGGAGAACGAUAUGGUAUCAGACGAAGCAAAGGAUCUGAUGAACCGGCUCAUGUGCGUGGACCCGAACAAACGCCUUGGUGCCAAUGCCGAGGAGAGGUACUCCUGUGGCGGGGAGGAAAUCAGAAAUCAUCCGUGGUUCAGCGACAUCAAUUGGGAGACUUUACGUGAGGAUGAAGCAUCCUUUGUUCCUGCUCCUGAAAAUCCAGAAGACACCGAAUACUUCGAUGCACGAGGUGCUACGUUAUCCAGUUUUGCUCCGGAGUUCGAAGAUCAGCAGUCGUCCUCCAACACCAAUACCCCCGGAGCAGACUAUCCUGAUCGACCACAUGAUGCACUUUCAAGGAUUAGAUCACAAGUCAAUGUCAACACUAUGAAAAGGGGUCUCAUUCCGCUGCAUAUACCUCCGCACGUUAGAGAGGGAAGAGGUCGCCGACUUAGUGAACCAAUGGCACAGGACGACUUUGGAAGCUUCAACUAUAAAAAUUUGCCCGUACUCGAGAAAGCCAACAAGGACGUUAUACAAAAACUUCGAGCAGAGGCAAAGCAAUCACAAAGCAAGCCACCUUCUACACUUACAUCACCAGGUGUAAGUUCGCCGACGCCUUCGCUCGAGUCUAGCCCAAUGUUACCAAUGCCGCUCAAGCGCACGAUGUCCACGAGCAAGAGCGGCCAAAAUGCGAACCGACCGGCGUCGCCUUCGGUAAGCCAAGCGAACUCUUCGCCAAGUCGAACGUCUCAACCUUCGUCACCUUUGUUAGUACAAUUCAGCACAGGCCAAAAUCAUGAGCGACGAAAGACUUCGAGCGGCUCCUCUUCACUCUCUCAUCAGCAGCCGUCGCUGCAACCAGGUAGCUUCUUUGAUCAGAGUCGUCUUCCACCCGGUCUCAAGACUAGUUCUAGCGUGUCGUCACCGGUCAAGAUUGCCAAGACUCCCGGAGCAAUGCCAGGCCUUCACACUGAGAAGACGUUCCCCGGUCAACGGCACUCUUCAGGUUCUGGUAGCUCACUAACAUCCCCAAGAGCUCGAUCUCAGACUGUUGGUUCUCAAGAGAGCGAAGCAUCCAAGGACUCACUACCAAGUCAUCACAAAAGGAGGAGUCAAGUCAUGGAUGUGUCGCCAUCUUCAUCUGAUAAUGAGGAUCAAAGGGCCAAGGCACUUCUACGAGUCCAAAGGCGAAGGCAAAGCUCACGCAGGCUUUCACAAAUCAACAUAACCGAUGGCCCAUUUUUUAGACCACUAGAUGUAUUGGUAUGCGAAGACCAUCCCGUCUCGCGCUUAGUCAUGGAAAAGUUGCUGGAGAAAUUACGAUGUCGUACAAUAACAGUACAGGAUGGCUCCGAAGCCGUGCGGUAUGCUAUGAGCGAAGUCAAGUUCGAUAUUAUCAUGAUGGAAUUCAAACUUCCCCAGAUCAACGGUGCCGACGUUGCACGGAUGAUUAGAGACACCAAGAAUGCCAAUUGUCAUACCCCCAUCGUAGCUGUCACAGGCUACUUGAAAGACCUACAAGCGCCACAUCAUUUCGAUGCUCUGAUUGAGAAGCCGCCUACUAUCGCAAAUCUCACAGAAGUCUUGGGUCGACUUUGUCAAUGGAAACCUCCACCGCCCAAUUGGACACCAACAGCAUACUCAGCCCUUGCUCCGUCCAGUCUACGCAUGGAAUCGUCCCGCUUGGGCGAUAGUCCUACGUCUAAUACAUCAAGCUUUCCUCAAAUGCCUUCUGGUAGCUAUCGUGGAUCUAGUCGGGAGGAUUCCAUCAGCUCAAGCUUUUUCGGAGACGGUGAAAGUAUGAAUGACCUACCUAUCGUCAUCAGUCGAUCGGCAACAGAGGACUGGCGUGACAGAGACCUGAGCACCGCACUUGGUGGUCUUGGUAUUACAGAGGAGGCCAUUGUAACAUCAGAUAUGAAGUUACCACCACGAACCGAAGAGAGGAGCCUGGCUCUGGACCAUCAGAAUUCAGCUCCCGCGGUGUUGCAACAUCCUACACCCAAGGAACACCGCUCAGGCGAGCAGAGCACCAAGAUUCGAGUACAAGAGAACAGGCGAAACGAAGCAGCAGAUAUGGGAGAUGACGAAGAUGAGGAGCUUGGUGAUGCACAGGUGCGCGCCAAAAGUCCCAGGACUCGGCCUAAAGCUUCGUCGAAACUUGGAACCGAGAUGAUGCGGACCAACAGCCACGGUAGCGUCAUUUCUGUAGAAGAGAUCAAGGAUACUGUCGACGUACCAUCUUCAAUACCGCCAUGUAUCACCGAGGAGAUCAACCCACUCGAGACAAGCAAGACUCCCAAACAGCAAGUCUCAAUGACACCCCCUGAGAUAUUCCCACCUCGGCCAGGAGACAAUGUACAGAUCAUCGAUAUGGAUGCCACGCCCAAGGCAGUGCAGACUGAUUUGUUGGAAAUAUCCCCUAUGCCUACACCAAAAGCCUCGGCACUCAAUGCCAGCGUCGAACGUUCUGACAAGUCAUCGGGCUCGCCAAGUGAGCGAAAAUAG
This is a messenger RNA of Pseudovirgaria hyperparasitica, 5850 nucleotides long. RefSeq names its product putative response regulator receiver RIM15p. The record is from RefSeq and is a predicted model, not a curated record. The coding region runs from base 1 to 5850 and encodes 1949 amino acids. Gene Ontology annotation, molecular function: protein serine/threonine kinase activity; ATP binding. Lineage: Eukaryota; Fungi; Ascomycota; Dothideomycetes; Acrospermales; Acrospermaceae. Gene Ontology annotation, cellular component: cytoplasm; nucleus. Gene Ontology annotation, biological process: peptidyl-serine phosphorylation; phosphorelay signal transduction system. The transcript is spliced from 2 exons.